CUUUCUCGUUGUUCGGCCUGAAUAACUUGUACAACAUCUUAUAGGUUAUAAUUCCUCUGCGUAUAUCCUAAACGGUCAGUACUCCAGUGUUCACUUAAUCGACAUUGUUCGCGACCACUGCUCUUGCCAUUUGACGCCAAAUAUGCCUGGGCUAUCACUAGCGCUACGCGCAUAUAUCAGAUAAAGUUUGCCGUGACUCAUGGCCAGUGACUUUCUAGAAGAGUUGCAAUAUUAUAGGCGCUACUGGUGAAGCCAAUAAUAUCGUUGGGCAAUGGGCACAGGGCAAUGGGCAUGCAGGCUGACCCCACGCUACAGCUUGGAGCUUAAACUAAGCUUUAAACUCACCACUCGACGGACAACGCUCUCAAUGUCCAACCCACAUCAGCCACCGCAUUCCGACAAUGGCAUGCACUGGACAUCCAAGGUCAUGCGGAGUGGAAGGCGUCAGCGCACUUUGUCAACCAUUGUCAACACUGUCACACUCUCAGGCUCACAAAGAGGAUCCACCUUGGGGAGAACGGUGACUACGGCAGCGCAUUCCGACGCUGUCUGUGAUGGCACCUCCAGUCAACAUGACGCAGGGCAGCUCGCGGGGAACACAAAGGUCUCGGAGUGCAUCACCCAGUCUAGGGAUGACCGUGACGAUUCACAGGCAUCCACCUCGGAACCUCCACCUCUUCCCGAAAUACAACUGGCACUAGCAGAAGAUCUGACUGGUCAGGUCUUCGGUUCGAUAAAUGACUACGUCGCCAGUGGUGCAUUCGGAACGUUUACAGAUGUGAAUGGAGACGGCCGUCGGGCCCUGUCAAGGUCUGGCCAGUGGGCAGUGCCGAUGUAACUUGCUGAUCGACCUGCUCGUUACCGCACUGCAGGUCGCAGUAAAAAACCUUCAGGCAUGACAUGAAUCGCGGCCUCAGAGCAGGACUUAAGAAGGUUUCGACGAGAAACUGCAAUAUGGGCACACCUUAUCCACGACAAUAUCGUCACACUUUAUGGAACGACAGAGGGAUUCGGGCCAACCACAGCCCUUGUCUCCCAAUGGUUUCCGGAAGGCACGCUGCUCCGUCUGAUCACAGAACAGGGUGCUGCAUUAACCAUUAAGUCCAAAUUGAAG
Molecule: messenger RNA, 1114 nt
Organism: Suillus subalutaceus
Lineage: Eukaryota; Fungi; Basidiomycota; Agaricomycetes; Boletales; Suillaceae
Exons: 5
Coding region: 272-838 (188 amino acids)
Source: RefSeq, a predicted model, not a curated record